AUGGAGUUCCCUCGUGAGAGCCCUGACCUCUCGCGCGAGAGGCUUGUUGGUCAUUCUCGGGCUCUUCAUUCUAUCCUCAGCAGUUCAUCAGACCACCAAGAGCAUCAAAUCAUCGAUGACGACUGUUCUGCCACCGACUCAACGGCUGAUACAAUAUGCGCAACAGAUGACCGUCGCUACCUUUUGGAGACUCAGACUGCAUGUGAUGCCUUCCAUGCCGCCGAAGCGAUGAUGCUGCUAGCUUGCACCCCAACGGAGAACAGACAGCCAGCCGAAGUAUGCCCAGCACACCAUUCUGAGGCCAAGGGCGUUCAGCAUACAACCAGAACAGCGGCACAGGCUAUCUCCGGAUCAAGACAGCCUCGCUUCAGUCACGAUUACCAACAUCAGUACCCUGCAAACACUACCGUCGGAUCUCGUCCAAUACUACGUCCCAACCAACCCAGUAUUGCUUCGUCGAAAUUUCAGAAGCAUGCAAGGGCCAUCGGACGACAAUACUUUCCAUGGACCCCAAUACUUGUGAAGGAUCGUGAGCGAUGCCUUCGUGCGUGUCGGCGGUUCAACCGAUUCUUUGCGGAAGAAAACGUCCCAUCUAAGCUGUCUUCGCUUCUUUUCCGUCCCAUUUUUCAGCCGUCCGAACCGACGCAAAGUCCGCCAUUUCUUGGCGGCAAGAUCGGAAACAACGUUACCGUAGCACCUUAUUUCAUGUGCGAGUACGGAUACAACAUAUGCAUCGGAGACAAUGUGCGCAUAGGCCAAGACUGCACGAUCAACGAUGCGAGCCGCGUCAUCAUCGGAAACAAUUGCGUUCUCGGGCCCCGCGUGAUGAUACUGACAGAGCUACCGACUGAACGCAGGGAUCGGAGAGUAAACCACAGCUCUUGGCAUGUCCAGGGCGUCAGGAUCGAGAAUGACUGCUGGAUAGGAGCAGGGGCCAUUAUUUGCGCUGGUGUGUGUAUAGGAGAGGGCAGCACUGUCCUGGAGGGCACUGUUGUAACGAAGCUACACUGCCCAAGUCGGUACGAUUCAGUAUCCAAUGUGUCAAAUCCGGCAUUUUCGCGGAGGUAA
Messenger RNA from Verticillium dahliae VdLs.17, 1068 nucleotides. RefSeq names its product maltose O-acetyltransferase. The transcript has 2 exons. The record is from RefSeq and is a predicted model, not a curated record. NCBI's taxonomy places the organism in Eukaryota, Fungi, Ascomycota, Sordariomycetes, Glomerellales, Plectosphaerellaceae. Bases 1 to 1068 code for a protein of 355 amino acids. Gene Ontology annotation, molecular function: acetyltransferase activity.